Molecule: messenger RNA, 2204 nt
Organism: Halteromyces radiatus
Lineage: Eukaryota; Fungi; Mucoromycota; Mucoromycetes; Mucorales; Cunninghamellaceae
Exons: 8
Coding region: 43-2034 (663 amino acids)
Biological process (GO): transcription by RNA polymerase III; DNA-templated transcription initiation; transcription preinitiation complex assembly
Cellular component (GO): nucleus; transcription preinitiation complex; transcription factor TFIIIB complex
Molecular function (GO): RNA polymerase III type 3 promoter sequence-specific DNA binding; RNA polymerase III general transcription initiation factor activity; TBP-class protein binding
Source: RefSeq, a predicted model, not a curated record
ACUAUUGUGUAUUGACGAUCUUAUUGUUCAUAUAUUUACUCAAUGCGUUGUCAUAACUGUGGAUCUGGAAGGGUUGAAACUGAUCCUUCAACCGGAACAACUUUUUGUAUUGCUUGUGGUGGGGUUCUUGAAGAAAACAAUAUUGUAGCCGAAGUGACUUUUUCUGAAUCAGCUGGUGGUAAAACUGUAUUACAAGGUGCAUUCGCUGGUGAAUCAGGUCGUAUAUCAAGUGGUGGUCCUUUUGGACAUGGUAGAGGAAAAGAAGGUCAAGAACAAGCUAUUGAUAAUGGUCGUCAACGAAUUGGAAGACUUGCUCAUGGUCUCCGACUUCCUGAACGUUUCCGUGAAGCUGCACAACGAUACUACAAUUUAGCAGUUGUCAAUCGAUUUACUCGCGGUAGAAGAAGUGAUCAUGUUGCUGCUGUCUGCCUCUAUAUUGUUUGCAGAAAUGAACAAAGUUCACAAAUGUUGAUUGAUUUCUCAGAUCUUCUUCAGACCAAUGUAUUCGUUCUAGGUUCCACAUUCUUGAAACUAGUUCGUACACUCAACUUGAAAUUGCCAUUGAUUGAUCCAUCCAUUUAUAUCUCUCGAUUUGCAGCUGCUUGCGAUUUUGGUGAUUAUACUCAUCGUGUUGCUCAAGAUGCUGUUCGCUUGACUCAACGUAUGGAUCGUGAUUGGAUUAGAACAGGUCGUCGACCAGCUGGUAUUUGUGGUGCUUGUUUACUUAUUGCUGCUCGUCUCAAUGGAUUCAAGAGAUCUAUCAAAGAAAUGAUUUUUGUGGUCAAAGUUGCUGAACAAACUAUUCAAAAACGUUUGAAGGAAUUUGGUGACACUGAAUCAGCUACAUUAUCGGUACGAGAUUUCCGUGAUAUCUGGAUCGAAACUGAAGCCGAUCCUCCAGCAUUCACCAAAAAUCGAAAAAAUCAAAAACAAGAAACAGAAAACGAAGAAAACAAUUCAGAUACACAAACAACUCACAACAAAGACCUUACAGAUACGUCAUCAACAUUAGUAACGGUAACUAAAAUAUCACCAUCAUCACCUGAACACAACGAAUUAUCAACAACAGUUUCGGUCAGAAAAGCUAGUAUCACCAUUAAGACAGAACAUGAACAACCUGAAAAUGAUAAUGACGAAAACAAUGAUCUCGAAGGCGCCACUCUUGUUGAAUCGCAAAACUUGGAAUUAUCUCAACAGCCUGAUACAGAACCAUCAAAUACUGAUAAUGAAGCUACACAAGUGAAUGAACUAACACAAGACAUGGUGAAUCCAGAACUAGAUGAACAAUCCAAAUUACUACAAUCAGAAAUGGAAGAAUUCAUGGACAAAGCUGUGAAAGCAUCUGAAACAUUGGGGGAUAAGAAUGUAUCGGAAGACGAAGAUGAAGAAGAAACAAGUCUGUCUGAUGUCGAUGAUGAAGAAAUUGAAGCCGUGUUAUUAAAUCCGGAGGAAGUGGAAUUGAAAACGACAAUCUGGUACAAUGCAAAUAAGGAAUACUUGGCUGAAAUGGAAGCAAAAGCAAGAAAAAUUGAAAUGGAUAAAAAGAAUGGCGUUUAUACAAGAAAAGCUAAAGGAAAGCGAAAAAGGUUACCUACAGCAGCUACACCAGCCGAAGCCGCCAAACAACUUCUCAAUACCCGCAAGAUAUCCCGAAAAAUCAAUCAAGCUGUAUUUGAUGAUAUGUUUGAAUCUCCAGAAACAAUUGCCAGGAUUAAAGCAAUGGACCAAAGGAAACAAUCCCUAACGAAUGGAACGAUGGAUCAAGAAAGAGAAGUGGUUGAGGAAUCUGGUGAAGCUCCUGUACCAAAGAAGAAGAAGAAAUUGGAUGAAAAUGGUAACCCAGUCGAUCUUGGACCUGAAGAAGAAGAAGAAGAACAUGAACAUGAAGAUGAAGAAGAUGACGAAGACAUGGAUCUGGAUGAUAUGGCUGAAGAUGAAGUAUUAAUGCGACGUGCUCGUGAACAAAUGGGAUAUCAAAUUGGUAUGGAAGUCAGCAAUGAAGAUUAUUACGAUUACGAUGAACAUGAUUAUUAGGAUUCGUCUACAAUAGUUUAUCCAUCUAGUGUAAUCAUAUACAGUUAAUUAGAUCCCAUCUUUUCCUUUUUUUUUUUUUUUCUUUAAUGCCUUUAAACCAUAUUCCACCUUUGUACAUUAGCUCUUUCCCCUCUAUUAUUUUUUUUUCUUUCUGUAUUGUGAAUAAAAUU